Messenger RNA from Impatiens glandulifera, 915 nucleotides. RefSeq lists its product as uncharacterized. The transcript has a single exon. Lineage: Eukaryota; Viridiplantae; Streptophyta; Magnoliopsida; Ericales; Balsaminaceae. Bases 1 to 915 code for a protein of 304 amino acids. The record is from RefSeq and is a predicted model, not a curated record.
AUGGCAGUAGAAAAGAUUGUUGUUAUUGUUGACGACGAUUCAGCAGAUGGUCAGAUCCAAUGUACAAACCAUCCUUACAAGAACAUCAAUCCAGGUGCUAUCUGUUCCUUCUGCCUUCAAGAAAAGCUCGGUAAAUUAGUCUCUUCCUCUUUCCCCAUUGCCAUUUUCCCUUCUUCUUCUUCCUCAUCCUCCCCUUCUUUCAGAUCCAAUAAUCAUAAUCCCAUUCAAACACCUACCCACAACAAUGAUCACUCUUCUAGACGCCCUCGUAUCCCUUUUCUGAUAACCCAACGGAGAAAAAACAAGAACAAUAAUACCUCUGUUUCCGGCUCCGGCGGUUUGGAUUUCAAGCGCAGUAAAUCCACGACCACCCCUUGUCGUUCCAUUAAUUACGACCCCGAUAGCGAAAACAGAAGGGGAUUCUGGUCAUUUCUUUACCAUUCAAAGCACAGAAAUAAUAAGAGAACGGAGUAUAAUAAGCCUUGUAACGAUAAGAAUGUAUCGAGAUCCAGAUCAGUCGGAUGUGGUAGCCGGAGAUUUUCCGGCGAUUUCUUCGACCGGAUCUCAACUGGUUUUGGAGAUUGUACUCUCCGGCGUGUUGAAUCGCAGAGAGAAGGUAAGACGAAGACGACUGUCGGCCAUGAUUGCAUGAUCAAGGAAAGAGUGAAAUGCGGCGGAAUAUUCAGUGGGUUCUUGAUGGUUUCAUCGUCGACGGAGGCCGGCGAUGUGAAUGGAAAAGCUCCGGUGAACAGGAGCUGGGGAUGGCCAUUAGCAAGCCCCAUUAGAGCAUUCAAUUAUAAGAAUUCCUCUGCUUCUGCUUAUCCUUCAUCUUCUUCAUCAAAGAGAGGAGGAACAGUUAACUCUAAUAAGAUCAAUCUUAAUUCCACACAUUCUAUAAUGGCUGUAAGAGGAUAA